CUAGUAUGACUUAAUUAUUUUAUUUAUAUUGAUUUUUUAGCAUUGAUAGUGGAUUUAUACUGGCAUGCCUGAUAUUUUAAAGGAUGCCUCAUGUAGUUUUUAAUGUAAGCUCUGUGAUGUUGUUAGUUUUGUUAGAGAUUCAAAAAUGGUAUUAUCUUCCCUUAGAUGUCUCAGCUGUUUAAAAGACAUACAAUUUAUUGUUACUUUUUUUCUCAGUGAGAAAACACCGGGGUCUGCACACUCUGUCUGUGCAUCACAGAGUUCCUCCAAAGAUGUACCUCUCCAUUUCAAGAAACAUCUUAAAAAGACACAAUGGUCUAAAAAUCAACUCCAAUCUGACUGUCAGUCAGUGAGCUCUUCCAAAGAUGUACCUCUCCAUUUCAAGAAACAUCUUCAGGAAACACCGAGGUCAGUUUGUGCAUCUGAGAGUUCUUCCAAAGAUGUACCUCUCCAUUUUAGGAAAGAUCAAAAAGUAUAUGGAAUGCCAAAAUAUUGGGGUGGACAUAUGAGUGGUGUUGCAAGUCUUCCCAAGUUAAACUUAAUGGGGCCUACAGCUGCUGUAUAUCCAGUGAAGACAUCUAAUAUCAUUGAGGAGGCUAAAUUUUCUCCAUGUUUGCUGAAGAGGACUUCCAUUGAUGACCAACCCCAAAAUCAAUUGGAGAGUCCACACUGGGACUAUUUUGAACAAGAGACAGAAUCAACUUUUGAGGACAACAAAACUCAUCACCAGGAUGAUCUAGAGAGAGCAGAAUCCACAAAGUCAUCUACAUCGGGUUACUCAUCAUCUAAAACAAGUGGAUCACGGGAUUUCGACUCUGAUGUUGAGACUGUUAUAUAUGAUAAUAUACAGGUGAUCUGUGACAUUUGUCGCAAAAUUGCUGCUGUGAAGACCUGCCUGACCUGCAACGUUUCCUUCUGUGAGAAGGAUGGCCGGCAACACUACAAAGUGGAUGCCCUGAAUAGACAUAAGCUCAUAGAUGUGUGCAGUGAAGUCGAGAGAAAACGGUGUCGUCAUUAUGAAAAGUCUCUGGAUUUCUUCUGCAGGACUGAUCAGAUGUCUAUUUGCAGCAUUUGUGCAGAGGGGAAACACAGGGGACAUGACAUCACUGAGCACAGGGCAUGGAGGACACAACAGGCAAGUGAAAGUGAAAGGGUGAUAUCGAAAUCAUCGGUGAUGUGCUACAUUUUGUUUACAAUCGCUAUUUAAUUACAGUUGUCUGAUGAUGAAGAACCCGAGGACUAUGAAAUGCCACACAAAGUGGUGCCCCCUCCUGGUAGGAUUCAGUUCCCGUCAGUGAAGCCAAACUCGGUGGUCCUCAGCUGGGGAAACCCAAAGGGACUAGAAGGACCCAAAAGCUUCAGGAUCAUGUGGAGCUCUUUGCAGAAGGUGGAAGGUCGCUUAGUCAUCAAAAAUUUUCAUAAAAUAGAAAUAAGCAACCUUGAACUUGGACAACAGUAUUUCUUCAGCGUGGCCACAGAAGAUGAAGAUGGCAAUUUAAGCGAAUGGGUCACUGCAACUGUUUUCACAGUUGUGCCACCCCCUCGACAUUUAACAAAAGAGCACUCCGAUGCUACAUCUCUGACCUUGAAAUGGAUGGAUGGAGAAAAAAUGGAGGGAAUUCCUCAACAAUUUCUCAUAGCUGUUGAAAGUCCAGGAAAAGAGCCUCUGGUGAUACACACCCAUGAUUACUGCAAAAAAGUCUGUGAUUUAGAACCAGACACAAAGUACACCAUCUCUGUCUCAACAGUGGUGAAUGAUAGGUGCAGCAAGCCAAUUUCUAUCUGCACACGCACAGAGCCAAGUCUAAGGCAGGUGUUGUCAAAGAUUGGACUGGAAGACCAGUAUGACACCAAGCUCACACUUAGCACUGUCCUGGAGAUUAAUCAGUAUGAUCGAUCACAGAGGAAACCAAAAUCUGCAAGGGCAGUUCCUGAGGCCUUUUUAAAGCAACUCAUGUUGCUGAAUACAAAUGCUAGAAGUGCCACAUGUGUGUCUCAAGAUGGGGACAAGUGCAAUGCUAUCAAUCUUUUGGACUUGGUAACUGCACUGUUCCUUUGUUCAGACAGUGCUCUUCAGCAGGACUUGGUCCUGAAAAUGUCACUCUGUCAGUUUGCUGUCCCGCUCUUGCUUCCAAACUCUGAAACAAGAGAAAUCACAAUGAUGCUGUGGUCUAUGCGCGACAUUGUCCGAACUUUCAGACCCUCUCAGCAGGCGUUCCUAAAGUCAUACUGUGAUGAAAGACUUGUGCUGUCUGAUAUUCCUUUGGUAUCGUUUGUCAGGCUGGGAAAAACAUCUUUGUCCAAAUCUCAGAUGUUGAACAAGUUGCUGUGCAACAAUCAGCAGAUUCAUCACACAUUUUGUCACCGUAUCAUGGCAUGUUGUGAUGUUCCCAGAAGAAUUUCAGAUGGACUGGUGGAAAUCAGCUGGUACCUCCCGUGUGGGAACAGGAAGAUAGAUAAAUUCACAGAACCAUUGGCUUUUACCAAUAUGAGAGGAGAUAUCAAGGCUUCUGAAAGACAAUUUGCAUUCCUAUGUCAGGCAUCUGCAGCUGUUUACAUCUACUGUGAUGAAUCAGAAACUAAUUACUUCAAGCAUCUGGAAGGAAAACAUCUGGCAGCAAAUAUCUUUUUGAUAAGCAGUACACAGGGAAAAAGCUAUAGACUCAAACAACUGACUGUGAACCCAAGAUUAAAGAUGACUGAUAUUAGUCAGAUUAAAAAGACUGAUACAGAACUACUAAAGGCACUCCAGGAAUCAGUCUCUAAAAUGCUAGUAAGCCCCCAAACCAAAAAAGUGUCAUUGGCAGAUUUGGCUUACACAGCUCACUGUUGUCAGAUUCUCGUUGAUGAGGAUAGGGAUGAAUGCCAGACUGCUUGGGAGAAUGCGAGUAAAAUCACUGCAAAGGUAACUAACAUCUCUGAAUUCAAAGACAAGCAACUGCCUUAUCAGGGAAACAUCUGGAAAGCAAUUUCAUGGGUGGAAACUGAGUGCUGGAGGCUACGUAAAGUUGGAAACAAUAACCCUGGCAAUUACUGCGAGUCCAUAAAAGAAAAAGAGAAAGAGCUGAGGAACAAGCAGCGAAGUUUUGAGAUGACAACUGCAGUGGAAUGCUUCCACCAUGGGAUGACAACCUCAGAGGUUCAACGCUACCAUUUUCUCAAAUGGCUGGAAAUGGAACUGGAUAACCUGUCCAGGCAUCAACUGUCAGCUCUCCAGGAUCGAUACAAAGAGCUUAGGCAGAAAUCUCUCGAGGAAACAAAAGAAAUUGUGUUAACUGACAACCAAAUUUCAGCUUGCUCUUUAAGAGUAGUCCACUUUGUCAGAGAGUGUGGGCAGCUGUAUAAUAAUGUGAGUUGCCUGCCAGAAUACAGUCGUCAGAGAAAAAACAUCGAACAGCUUCCUGGACAGUGUGCUCAGAUGAUGCUUGAUGGUUUCCCUCUUGAGCUUGUUGAUGGAGAUGCAACAAACAUCCCAAUAAAAUGGAUCAGCCAGGUACUUACUGAAUUGCAUAACAUCAUGAAUUCCAGUAGCAAGCUUAAGGUCAUCACAGUCAUUGGAGCUGAAAAUUCAGGUAAAUCAACUUUGCUCAACACCAUGUUUGGGGUCAGGUUUGCCGUCAACGUGGGUACAUGCACCAGAGGGGCAUUCAUACAGCUGAUCAGUGUCAGUAAAGACAUCAGGAAAGAGCUGGGCUGUGACUGCAUCAUGCUCAUUGAUACAGAGGGCCUGAAGCCACAUCGGAUGGUUCGUGAUGAUCACAGCCAUGAACGUGACAAAGAAGUUGCGAGCCUUGCAGUGGCACUCAGUGAUGUUGUAGUUGUCAGUAUUUCCAACGACAGCUCCAGAGAGAAAGACCUCUGGGAAAUGGUGUGUCAUGCUUUUGCAAGGCUGAAGGGUGUUAGCAAGAAGAAGCCAGUUUGUCAUUUUGUACAUACAAACAUGUAUGACAUGCCUGCUUUGGAGCAGCUGAAGAGAAGUAAAGAGCUGAUGGAACAGCUCAAUGAAAUGAUCGGAAAAGAUGUUAAAAUGAAGAAGGCCAACAUCAAUAAGCUCUCAGAUGUGAUCAAGUUUGAUCUAAACAAUUGGAGCUGGUACAUUCCUCCAGUGUGGGAUGGGACUCCACCAAUGGCUCCUGUCAAUGUUGGCUACAGUGCAACUGUCUAUACUUUGAAAAAGGUUCUAAUAAAUGACCUCCAAAAGUGCCCGGAACGAGGGGAUCUAAUUCAAUUCAUCGGGAAGGUAGAACAAUUCUGGAAGACUGUGUAAAGAAAAUACAUGAAACUGAUAUGGACUUAGUAUAUGGCCAUAAGCUAUCUGACCACAAAAAAGUAUUUAUUUUCAAUAUUGUUCACUCAUUUU
Messenger RNA from Haplochromis burtoni (Burton's mouthbrooder), 4360 nucleotides. RefSeq names its product up-regulator of cell proliferation-like. The transcript is spliced from 11 exons. The record is from RefSeq and is a predicted model, not a curated record. NCBI's taxonomy places the organism in Eukaryota, Metazoa, Chordata, Actinopteri, Cichliformes, Cichlidae. The coding region runs from base 1247 to 4267 and encodes 1006 amino acids. Gene Ontology annotation, molecular function: protein binding; GTP binding.